Molecule: messenger RNA, 372 nt
Organism: Recurvomyces mirabilis
Lineage: Eukaryota; Fungi; Ascomycota; Dothideomycetes; Mycosphaerellales; Teratosphaeriaceae
Exons: 2
Coding region: 1-372 (123 amino acids)
Source: RefSeq, a predicted model, not a curated record
AUGUACCUUGAUCAAGCAGGAGAUACAUGUGAGCGGACGCGUUGCCGGAGCUUUUGCGAGAUCUUACAAGAUCCGACUGUCCUUGUACCCGAGGCCAACGCUUGGCAGGAGGAUCACGGCUACGCAUGGGAGUCUCGAAAUCGCUUCCGUGCUAUGCUAGAAGGUAUGGACGAUACCAAAAUCAUGAGCACUUUCAGUCCUUUGUCUGCCCGCAGGUACAAGGCUGCUCUGGCUUUCGUUGCUGAGGGCGAUGAGGUCAAGGGGCUGAUUUCUGAGCUUUGUAUCACGACGAGCAAUACGCCAACUGGUCCGGAAAUGCUGAAGUUGAGGACCACACUUGUGGACUCUAUGAUCUAUCUGCCGGAAGCAUGA